Messenger RNA from Polyodon spathula (Mississippi paddlefish), 3192 nucleotides. Its product is annotated as mitoguardin 1-like. Lineage: Eukaryota; Metazoa; Chordata; Actinopteri; Acipenseriformes; Polyodontidae. The coding region runs from base 197 to 1996 and encodes 599 amino acids. The record is from RefSeq and is a predicted model, not a curated record. Gene Ontology annotation, biological process: mitochondrial fusion. The transcript is spliced from 16 exons.
GUUCCUUCACUACUGCUGAAAAUUGCUCCUAGGAUCAAAACACUUUCAGUAGCUGGAUCACGAUGUAGAAAUUGCCAGGCGUGGUCGCUGUCACGUUUAGUAUCCGAUCAAAUGAAAAUCACGUUUGAGGGACAUACGUCAGCAGUAUGAGCAGCAGGUAGACGGCAGCUUGAAGGGAUUAUGGGAGAAAGGAGCCAUGUCAGAAGACACGCUAAGCAACUCCCAGGCUUCCUUUCAGGCGGUGGCUCUUCGGAUUUUUGAUCUUCCUCUUUCAUUGUACAACGCCUUUCCCCAGGUAAGGUUUUCCCCCAGUGUUAAGAAGCUGUUUGCAGUGACAGCUUUCAGUGCGGUGUCUCUCAUUUUUCUUGCCCGUCACUUUAAAAGAAGAAAAGGGAAAACAAAUAAAAAUGCAACAUCUCCAUGGGAACAGGAGCAGUUUGUACCAGAAUUCCUCAGAACUGCUCCUUUAGAAAAAGAUUCCAGUCACACAAGUAGUUGUCAGAACCUGAGCCUUUCCCUAAACUCCAAGGGUCAGUCGUGUAAUGUGUAUGCGAAUGGAGAGCUGUAUAGCAAGUCUUCAGGCUCCGUGCAGAGUCUGGCCUCGGUGAAGAGUGUCAAUUCUUCAAACAGCUGUGCUUGUGCCAGCCACUCCUGGGAUAAAGCAGCAGAUGAUACUGCAAUGAGUUUGGUCAAUAUCCCUGUAACUACUCCUGAAAACUUGUACCUGAUGGGCAUGGAGUUGUUUGAGGAGGCCCUGAGACGGUGGGAACAGGCCCUGACCUUUCGCAGCCACCAGGCUGAGGAUGAGGCCAGCUGCAGCUCCAUCAAAGUGGGGGCUGGAGACGCCAUAGCGGAGGAGAGCGUGGAGGACAUCAUUAGUGCUGAAUUCAUCCACAAACUGGAGUCUCUGCUGCAGAGAGCUUACCGCUUGCAGGAGGAGUUUCAGGUCACUCUGGGGGCUUCAGAUCCCUCGUCUCUUGCUAAUGACAUUGAUAAAGACACAGACAUCACCAUUAAAGAGGAUUCUGAUGACUUCUGUCUGAGGGACACAUUGAGCAUCGCAUCUACCGAUUCAUUCGUCUCCGCGGCCGAGCUCUCGGAGCACAGAGAGCUUCGGAAUGCCUUCGCUCUGGGUUCUCUGUGUCGCUGCCCACUGUACGAAGAGGCUCUGCAUCAGGCAGAGGAAGGGAAAAUCUCCUGCAGAGUGCUGAGGACAGAGAUGCUGGAGUGUUUGGGGGACACUGAUUUUCUCGCCAAGUUGCAUUGUGUGCGCCAGGCAUGCCAGGUCAUUCUCUCUGAAGCUGGAACUCGGACAUUCCUUGCCGAAACAGGAAAAAAGAUUUUGUCAGCUAUAAUAGUGAAAGCACACAAGAACCCAAAGAGAUUUGAGGAAGUCUUUGAGGAAAUGAUGGAUUUCUUAGAGCAAACAGACCACUGGGAGAACACCAAACAUGAACUUGCUACACGAGGGGUAAAGCAUCUGAAUUUUUAUGACAUAGUCCUUGACUUCAUUCUGAUGGAUUCUUUAGAAGAUUUAGAAAACCCGCCCAUUUCUAUCCAGAAUGUUGUCAACAACCGCUGGCUCAACAGCUCUUUUAAAGAAACCGCAGUGGCUUCCAGCUGUUGGUCAGUGCUGAAGCAGAAGAAGCAACACAUGAAGGUGCCCGAUGGCUUCAUUGCACACUUCUAUGCUGUAUGUGAACACGUCAGCCCAGUUUUGGCUUGGGGAUUACUUGGGCCCAAAAGCUCCCUGCAUGACUUCUGCUCCUUCUUUAAGGAUCAGGUGCUGUUCUUUCUCAAAGACAUUUUCGACUUGGAGAAGGUGCGGUACACCAGCACAGAGAGCCUGGCGGAGGACAUGCUGCAGCUGCUGCACCGCUGCUCCGAGCUCCUCAUGGCUUACCUGGGAGCAGAGGCUCUGAGGCACGUCAACGGCUGUGUGAGUGGCCAGACCCACGUGGUGACCAGCGGACUGCCAGAGUCACGUGUGCAGUGACCAGCACCUGCAUGCACAUCGACCGUCUUUGCUCUGUUAGCUUGAGCACCGUGGUGUCUUUUGAAAAUAUUAGCACCUCAAAAUGCGCAACAAUGCAAGUUCAAGAUGGACUCAGGGAAGGUUUCCACAGAAUGGUAUCAGGGGUUCAAAAAUUCCAAUGUUUUAUUAUUAUUUAUAUGUAAAUGUUACUAAAAUUUGUUUGGUUUAAAACCUGGUGAGAUCUGUUGAACAACUUGAAAAGGAUUUUAUGUUUAUCUUGGUGGCUGUUUUAAUUUAAAAUACUGUAAUCCCUGCAGUAAUUGUGUUGCCAAAUUGUCUUGUGAAUUAUUUCCUCAAGAAUCGGUAUGUUGCCAUGAAAUUAGUUGUUGCUUGUCAUAUGGAUUGUGCUGUAGAUAUUUAAUGCUGUUUUCAGAUUGUAAACCUAAAGCCACAUUGCUGCUUUGUAUGCCUUGUUGUAAUACUUAUUUCAACAUUAUGUAAUCACUACUAGACCUUGAUAGAGGUUUUCUAUUGAGAUUAUACAUGGAUCUCAAACAGCUGGUACCCUACAUGCUUAGCACUCUUCUAUUUGAAAUGCUGGAAGCUUACGUUUGCGUAAUGAAAUGCAGUGCUGCAGUGAAUGUGUCAUUCUGUUCUUUAAUGUGCAAAAUCCUUACUCUCUCGAUCAUUGUCACCUCAUAGUCGGAGCACACCUGUGAUUGGCGAUACAGGUAAGUUAACAUGCACUUAGUGUUUUGCAUACUACAGUAAGAUGCAUAGGAGUAGGUGAAAUAUAUACCCCACAUAUGAUGUUUGUGGGAUAUGCCAUUCCUGUACAAUUCCCUGCAAAAUUGGAGCAGUUGUGUGAAUGCUACAUUCUGCAAACUGCAUACCACCUAGCAAAAAGCAGCAUCCUCAAUAUUUAGAAUCUGAACGAUGGGAUGUCGGGUAUUCGGUUUGUUUGAUUUUAUGUUCAACUUUAGUAUUUCUGCACCGAGUAUGCGGAAUGCUAAUCUGAAUUUAAAAUGCAUGUGAAUGUGCUGAUUUGAGUUUUAAAAGGUCAGCAAGAGAACUCUAAUCCUUUUUUUUUUUUUUAAGAAGCACAUCCCACAAAACACUAGCUGCAUUACCCCAUAUUUGUGUGUGUAUAUAAAUACAUAUUAUAUAUAUAUAAAAUAUAUUCUCAACAAAUUAAGAAUAAACACAAUCCUUGUAAA